GAACGCAAUAUACUGAAACCGUGAAUAUAGGCAGGUGUUGGGACAUCCUCCUCGGCGCAACCACAAAAGAUGCUCCAUGUUCGUCAAUAGAUGACUUUAUUAAAUGUUUGAUACAAGAGCUACAACUGUUUAAAACGAGACCUUCGCAAAUGGAAAUAACUAACGUUGAGAACAUUGUAAAGAGAAACUUGGCUAACUCGGGACUGCACUGUCGAGUGAACGUCAGGUCUAUCAUUUUAAGAAUUCAACACGAAGAGGAGAGAGGAGUCACAUUUGCAACAAGAAGGCCAACGGGUUUUUCCGACGCCACGACCACAGGAGACUGCUUGAACGCUCUCACCAUCUUAAACACAGCAGCUGAGGGCGUUGAUUGUAGACUUGUAGCCCCGUUUUUUAAAUGCAUCAUAAAAGUCACCGAAUACUAUAAAUUUAUUCGUACACCGGUUGAAGAUUCGUCGCUGCUAAAAAAGGUUCAGAAUCACUUAGGUCACCUACUGGUCUACUGUACUGUAGACAUUCCUGCACUGACUAAGGAAGUUUCCGGAGAGUUAACUACCCCUGCAGAGUCAGUCACAAGUACCACAGCGGCCGAUAUAUUUACCACCAAAACAAAUACAACAUCUGCAAAGACGAAAACUGUGUCUACCCCAGCAACAGUCAUGCAUCAGGACAAAUCUAUAAUACCUUUCUCAA
Candidula unifasciata is the source of this 693-nucleotide messenger RNA. The record is from the annotation of a GenBank genome assembly. NCBI's taxonomy places the organism in Eukaryota, Metazoa, Mollusca, Gastropoda, Stylommatophora, Geomitridae.